This is a messenger RNA of Candida albicans SC5314, 1116 nucleotides long. It is a transcript of the gene VRG4, whose product is annotated as GDP-mannose transporter. Gene Ontology annotation, cellular component: Golgi apparatus. The record is from RefSeq and is a predicted model, not a curated record. NCBI's taxonomy places the organism in Eukaryota, Fungi, Ascomycota, Pichiomycetes, Serinales, Debaryomycetaceae. Gene Ontology annotation, molecular function: GDP-mannose transmembrane transporter activity; antiporter activity. The coding region runs from base 1 to 1116 and encodes 371 amino acids. The transcript has a single exon.
AUGGGAGUUAUACUGUUUUAUUUAAUAGGACAAUUAUUAUAUUUAAUCAGAAAGAAAUACACUACUACUUAUAGACAACAACAACAACACCAAUACAAUAUGGAUUCAAAACAUUCUACUUCUUCUUCUUCUUCUGGCUCAUUAGCUACUAGAAUUUCCAAUUCAGGUCCUAUUUCUAUAGCAGCCUAUUGUCUUUCAUCUAUUUUAAUGACAGUCACCAAUAAAUAUGUUUUAUCGGGUUUUAGUUUUAAUUUGAAUUUUUUCUUAUUAGCAGUCCAAUCAAUUGUUUGUAUUGUUACUAUUGGUUCAUUAAAAUCAUUAAAUAUCAUUACUUAUAGACAAUUCAAUAAAGAUGAAGCUAAAAAAUGGUCACCAAUUGCAUUUUUAUUAGUUGCUAUGAUUUAUACUUCUUCCAAAGCUUUACAAUAUUUAAGUAUCCCCGUUUAUACUAUUUUCAAAAAUUUAACCAUUAUUUUAAUUGCUUAUGGUGAAGUCAUUUGGUUUGGUGGUAAAGUUACUACUAUGGCUUUGAGUUCAUUUUUAUUAAUGGUUUUAUCCUCGGUCAUUGCUUAUUAUGGUGAUAAUGCUGCUGUUAAAUCUCAUGAUGAUGCCUUUGCAUUAUAUUUAGGAUAUUUUUGGAUGUUGACCAAUUGUUUUGCUUCAGCUGCUUUUGUUUUAAUUAUGAGAAAAAGAAUUAAAUUGACUAAUUUUAAAGAUUUUGAUACUAUGUAUUAUAAUAAUUUAUUAUCAAUUCCUAUUUUGUUGAUUUGUUCAUUUAUUUUUGAAGAUUGGUCUAGUGCUAAUGUUUCAUUGAAUUUCCCUGCUGAUAAUAGAGUCACUACCAUUACGGCAAUGAUUUUAAGUGGUGCUUCAUCCGUUGGUAUUUCUUAUUGUUCUGCUUGGUGUGUUAGAGUCACUUCUUCUACUACUUAUUCUAUGGUUGGAGCAUUGAAUAAAUUACCAAUUGCCUUAUCAGGAUUAAUAUUUUUUGAAGCUGCUGUCAAUUUUUGGUCGGUUUCUUCUAUUUUCGUUGGUUUUGGUGCAGGAUUAGUUUAUGCUGUUGCUAAACAAAAACAACAAAAAGAACAAUCUCAACAAUUACCAACCACUAAAUAG